GGAGGAAGAGAGAAAAAGAAUUGAUAGAAAUUGGACGAUCGUAAAAACUUCGCUAUCACGAAUUAUUUGAAUUCCGAAUCCAUGACGAAUGAAGGAUGGAGAAUUAUUAUUUAAACUCGCCUUCGAAGCAACGAGAAAUUGGAGGAACGUGUGUGUCCGAUGUGUGUCCCAAAAAUGAUACUGUUCAACAUGUGUCACGAAACAUGCAAGAUGCGGUGUCGUAUUUAAAACGAAAAGGGAUUCACGACAUCAUCGAUUCUCUGCUCGGCGAGCUUCUGCUACGUCGACCCCAUGAUCCUUAUGAAUAUCUGAUCCAACUCCUACAUAGACGUAUUUUGACUCGCGACGGCCUCGUUGAUUCUCCUCCUCCUUUCUGCUCCCGAGAUAUAAUAAGACAGGCGAAACAAGCAAAUUACUGGAAUCUGCUUACAUUACUGGAAUCAACCAAUGGAGUGAAGAAAUCUUGAGCCAAAAAAAACGAUGCUUAUAAAAAAUACAUCUCAAAAGCAUAUAAAUAAAACUUAUAAU
Molecule: messenger RNA, 528 nt
Organism: Trachymyrmex septentrionalis
Lineage: Eukaryota; Metazoa; Arthropoda; Insecta; Hymenoptera; Formicidae
Exons: 2
Coding region: 96-467 (123 amino acids)
Source: RefSeq, a predicted model, not a curated record